Tribolium castaneum (red flour beetle) is the source of this 1354-nucleotide messenger RNA. RefSeq names its product dnaJ protein homolog 1. Gene Ontology annotation, cellular component: cytosol. Gene Ontology annotation, molecular function: protein-folding chaperone binding. NCBI's taxonomy places the organism in Eukaryota, Metazoa, Arthropoda, Insecta, Coleoptera, Tenebrionidae. The coding region runs from base 144 to 1178 and encodes 344 amino acids. The transcript has a single exon. The record is from RefSeq and is a predicted model, not a curated record.
UUCCUAACCUAUAUAAAGCAUCGACGCGAGCGCUCGCGCACUCAAUACGAAACGAACAAUCACUACGUGUACACUAAUUUAUUCUCGAAGAAGCUUGUGAUUUUAAGUUUGUGUGGACUUUUCGUGACAUUAGUGCAGUGAAAAUGGGAAAAGACUAUUACCGAAUCCUCGGCAUAUCAAAAGGAGCCAGUGACGACGAGAUCAAGAAAGCCUACCGCAAACUCGCCCUCAAAUACCACCCGGACAAGAACAAGUCCAAAGAGGCUGAAGAGCGCUUCAAGGAAGUGGCCGAGGCUUACGAAGUUCUUUCCGACAAGAAAAAACGCGACAUCUACGACGCCUACGGCGAGGAGGGCCUCAAGGGGGGCAUCCCCGGCGACUCUGGCACCUCAGCCCCCGGGGGCUUCACCUACACCUACCACGGAGACCCGCGCGCCACCUUCGCCCAGUUCUUCGGCAAUGCGAGCCCCUUCGAAGCCUUCUUCAGAGGCAAUCAGACCAUGUUUGCGUACCAAGACGACGACAUGGACUCCGAUCCGUUUAUUAACAUCACGGGUGGGAGGGCUCCUGGGGGCGCCUUCCGCAGCCAGUCCUUCAACUUCCAGGGCAGCCCCCAGCGCGGGAAAGACAAGCAGGACCCCGCUAUCGAGCACGACCUCUACGUCUCGCUGGAGGACAUCGCCAAAGGCUGCACGAAGAAGAUGAAGAUUAGCAGGAAGGUGUUGCAAGCGGACGGCUCUACGAGGAGCGAAGACAAGGUUUUGACUAUUAAUGUGAAGCCGGGGUGGAAAGCGGGAACUAAGAUCACCUUCCCCAGGGAAGGGGACCAAGGGCCAAAUAAAAUCCCGGCGGAUAUUGUGUUUAUCAUCAGGGAUAAGUCGCAUCCUUUGUUCAAACGUGAGGGAAGUGAUAUUAAAUAUGUGGCUAAGAUUACGCUCAAGCAGGCUUUGUGCGGGUGUUCGAUUGAAGUGCCAACCCUAACCGGCCAGAAAAUCCCUAUCCAUUUCACCAACGAGGUUGUUAAACCCACAACAGUGAGGAGGUUGCAAGGUUACGGCUUGCCCCUACCCAAGGAACCUUCCAGAAGAGGAGAUCUCAUUGUCAAUGUUGACAUCAAGUUUCCAGAGAGGCUUUCACAAUCUGCUAAGGACAUUUUGUACGAUACAUUGCCUAACUAAACAGUUUGUUUAUGUAAUUGAAUAAGUCAGGCUGUACGUUUUAGUACAAAUUAGUUAAAUUUAAGCUUUGUUAAUUUAAUCGACUUGUAUGAUGUUUAUUGUAUUAUAAAGUAGCGUCGUGUGUGAUAUUUUAUCUGUUAUGAAUUAGUAAUAAACUCUUUUAUUAUUUUUUCUAA